Molecule: messenger RNA, 3438 nt
Organism: Struthio camelus australis
Lineage: Eukaryota; Metazoa; Chordata; Aves; Struthioniformes; Struthionidae
Source: RefSeq, a predicted model, not a curated record
GAUGGGCUCUCCGUAGUGCUUUGGUUAUGAAGAACCAAGGACAACUGAAUUGUUGGUUUGCAAUGGAGAAGAUAGAGAGAGAAAUACCAGCACUGUGGCUCCCACCCUGUUGCUUAGCUCCCUGCAGACAUGUGUCACAAAUCUUCCCUGUGCUAUAUUAGGGAAAGGAAAAGCUUACUUGACAUUACUAGAUCCACUUGCUUUCUUACAUCAUCUUUUUGCAUCCUAUAACCUCCUGGUGAAAAGAAGAACAAUGACUUUAUAUAGCUGCUGCUUCAUUCUUUUGGUAUUUGCCUGGAACACUGCUGCCUAUGGACCAAACCAGCGGGCACAGAAAAAGGGAGACAUUAUUCUUGGAGGAUUGUUCCCCAUUCAUUUUGGAGUGGCUGCUAAAGACCAGGAUCUAAAAUCAAGACCAGAAUCAGUGGAGUGUAUAAGGUAUAAUUUCCGAGGCUUCCGCUGGCUACAGGCUAUGAUCUUUGCCAUAGAAGAAAUAAACAGUAGCCCAACUCUCCUUCCCAACAUGACCUUGGGAUACAGGAUAUUUGACACUUGCAAUACAGUCUCUAAAGCCCUAGAGGCGACCCUGAGUUUUGUGGCCCAGAACAAGAUAGACUCCUUGAACCUGGAUGAAUUCUGCAACUGCUCCGAACAUAUCCCUUCCACCAUUGCAGUCGUGGGCGCAACCGGCUCCGGGAUCUCUACUGCUGUGGCCAAUCUGCUGGGACUCUUCUACAUACCUCAGGUCAGCUACGCCUCAUCCAGUCGUCUCUUGAGCAAUAAGAACCAGUUCAAGUCCUUCCUCCGCACAAUCCCCAAUGACGAGCAUCAAGCCACUGCGAUGGCAGACAUCAUUGAGUACUUUCGCUGGAACUGGGUGGGAACAAUCGCAGCUGAUGAUGACUAUGGCCGGCCAGGGAUUGAAAAGUUCCGUGAGGAGGCAGAGGAGAGAGACAUCUGCAUUGAUUUCAGUGAGCUCAUCUCCCAGUACUCGGAUGAAGAAGAGAUCCAGCAGGUGGUGGAGGUCAUCCAGAACUCCACAGCGAGAGUGAUUGUCGUCUUCUCCAGUGGCCCCGACUUGGAACCUCUCAUAAAAGAGAUAGUCAGGCGAAAUAUCACCGGCAAGAUCUGGCUAGCGAGCGAGGCUUGGGCCAGUUCGUCCCUCAUAGCCAUGCCAGAAUUCUUCCGUGUCAUCGGCAGCACCAUUGGAUUUGCACUGAAGGCAGGACAGAUCCCAGGCUUUCGUGAGUUUCUGCAGAAGGUGCAUCCCAAGAAGUCUACCAACAAUGGCUUUGCCAAGGAGUUUUGGGAGGAGACAUUUAACUGCUAUCUCCCCGAUGGGUCCAAAAAUUCCCCAGCCUCAGCCUCUUUCCACAAGGGCCAUGAAGAAAGCCUGGGAGCGGGAAAUGGUACAGCUGCCUUCCGUCCUCCAUGCACAGGGGAUGAGAAUAUCACCAGUGUGGAGACACCAUACAUGGACUACACGCAUUUGCGGAUAUCCUAUAAUGUGUACUUGGCAGUAUAUUCUAUUGCCCAUGCUUUGCAGGAUAUAUACACCUGUACCCCUGGGAAAGGACUCUUCACUAAUGGAUCGUGUGCAGAUAUUAAGAAGGUUGAGGCAUGGCAGGUUCUGAAGCAUUUGCGUCACUUAAAUUUUACCAAUAACAUGGGGGAACAAGUGGAUUUUGACGAGUUUGGGGACCUGGUAGGGAACUACUCAAUAAUCAAUUGGCAUCUCUCUCCGGAGGAUGGCUCAGUCGUCUUUGAGGAGGUUGGGCACUACAAUGUUUAUGCCAAGAAAGGGGAGAGGCUCUUUAUCAAUGAAAACAAAAUCCUGUGGAGCGGAUUCUCUAAGGAGGUGCCUUUCUCUAACUGCAGCAGGGACUGUCUCCCAGGCACCAGGAAGGGCAUUAUUGAGGGAGAGCCCACCUGCUGCUUCGAGUGCGUGGACUGCCCUGAUGGGGAGUACAGUGAUGAAACAGAUGCAAGUGCUUGUGACAAAUGCCCUGAGGAUUACUGGUCCAAUGAGAACCAUACAUCCUGCAUCCCCAAGCAGAUAGAGUUCCUCUCCUGGACAGAGCCCUUUGGGAUCGCCCUGACUCUCUUCGCUGUGCUAGGAAUUUUCCUGACUUCUUUUGUCCUGGGUGUUUUCACCAAAUUUCGCAAUACUCCCAUUGUCAAGGCCACGAAUCGUGAGCUGUCCUACCUCCUCCUCUUCUCCUUGCUGUGCUGCUUUUCCAGCUCGUUGUUCUUCAUUGGUGAACCCCAGGACUGGACUUGCCGUCUGCGGCAGCCAGCCUUCGGCAUCAGCUUUGUCCUCUGCAUCUCCUGCAUCCUGGUGAAAACCAACCGUGUCCUGCUUGUCUUUGAGGCAAAGAUCCCCACGAGCCUCCACCGCAAGUGGUGGGGGCUCAAUCUCCAGUUCCUCCUGGUCUUCUUGUGCACAUUUGUGCAGAUUGUCAUCUGUGUGAUUUGGCUGUACACGGCGCCCCCAUCCAGUUACCGGAACCAUGACCUAGAGGAUGAAAUUAUCUUCAUUACCUGCCAUGAAGGCUCUCUGAUGGCCCUUGGCUUCCUCAUUGGCUACACCUGCCUCCUGGCAGCCAUCUGCUUUUUCUUUGCCUUCAAGUCUCGAAAGCUACCUGAGAACUUCAACGAGGCCAAGUUCAUCACCUUCAGCAUGCUGAUCUUCUUCAUCGUCUGGAUCUCCUUCAUCCCUGCUUACGCCAGCACAUACGGCAAGUUUGUCUCUGCUGUGGAGGUGAUUGCGAUAUUGGCUGCCAGCUUUGGGCUCCUGGCCUGCAUCUUCUUCAACAAAGUCUACAUCAUCCUCUUCAAGCCUUCCCGCAACACAAUAGAAGAGGUGCGCUGCAGUACAGCCGCCCAUGCUUUCAAAGUGGCCGCCAGGGCCACACUGAGACGGAGCAAUGUGUCACGCAAGCGCUCCAACAGCCUGGGGGGCUCUACUGGCUCCACCCCUUCCUCCUCCAUCAGCAGCAAGAGCAACCAUGAAGACCCUUUCCCUCUACCGGCCUCCGCAGAGCGGCAGCGCCAGCAGCAGCGUGGGUGUAAGCAAAAAGUCAGCUUCGGGAGCGGCACGGUCACCCUGUCGCUAAGCUUCGAGGAGCCACAGAAGAAUGCCGUGGCCAACAGGACCACGAAGCGCAGGAACUCCCUGGAAGCGCAGAACAGCGACGAUAGCCUGAUGCGGCACCGGGCCCUGCUGCCCCUGCAGAACAGCGAGUCCCUCAGCGCAGAGCCCAGCUUUCGGGCAGCUUCCAGCCCGGAGUCCAGCUCACAGGAGUCAGUGGUGGGAGACACAAAAGAAGAAGUACCAGGCCCCGAGGAGGAGCUUUCCCUGCCAUCGGCUAACUCUCGAAAUUUCAUAGGCACUGGAAGUGGCUCUGUCACAGAGAACACGGUACAUUCCUAACGAAA